Prunus armeniaca (apricot) is the source of this 207-nucleotide messenger RNA. The record is from the annotation of a GenBank genome assembly. NCBI's taxonomy places the organism in Eukaryota, Viridiplantae, Streptophyta, Magnoliopsida, Rosales, Rosaceae.
AUGCAAAGUGUGAGAGGGUGGGGAGGAGGGAUGGUGAUGCGAUGGGUUUUGUGUGGGCGGAGGAGGCUGCUGCGCAGUUAUAUACUCGUAGCAGAUGAAAAGCAGAGGCGUCUAGAUUACGAAAAAUCCAUAGUCUGCAUUACGAAAAAUCAGCCUAGGCGGCCUGGGAGGGUCUGGGCGGCGCUAGACUGGUCUGGGCUACGCUAG